GUGUAUUUAUUGAUUCUUGGGAUGCGGAUUGGAUUACGUGCUCGAUCGAGUGCGCGUGUUCACUGAAGCCACACACACGCACACGCAGAGUGUAUAUUAGGCGACGUCCGACGGGGAUUAACGGAUGUGGGUUAUCCCUGAAAUAUCCACGGCGGCUGUUGUGCAUCUGAUGCGUCGAGCGGACUCUUUUUGAGGCUGUAAACAGCUGCUUGCAUGGGCGAAUUUGUUUAUUUGCGUGCUUUUAUUCUGCUGCAUAAACGAUUGCAAUUAAGUGAUGCUGUGACUAAAUAAGAAGAAGGAAGAGGAGGAGGUGGACGGUGGUGACUGAGCCCUCCAAGCCGCGGAUGUGCAGCUGAGCUCGGGCAUCUUUCCCGUCGGGGGAGGCGGAGGCGGUGGAGGAGGGGGAGGCGGUGGAGGAGGAGGAGGAUGGUGCCCGGGGCGCCGAGCGCCGGUAGCGGCACCAGCAUGCUCCCCGCCUCGGAGGCAGCCAAGAUCUACCAGACCAACUACGUGCGCAACUCCCGCGCCAUCGGCGUGCUGUGGGCCAUCUUCACCAUCCUGUUCGCCAUCGUCAACGUGGUGUGCUUCAUCCAGCCCUUCUGGAUCGGAGACGGCGACAACACCCCGCAGUCGGGCUACUUCGGCCUGUUCCACUACUGCAUCGGCAGCGGCCUGUCGCGGGAGCUGACGUGCCAGGGCAGCUUCGCCGAGUUCUCCAGCAUCCCGUCGGGCGCCUUCAAGGCCGCCGCCUUCUUCAUCGCCACGUCCAUGGUGCUGGUGCUCGGCUGCAUCGGAUGCUUCGCGCUCUUCUUCUUCUGCGGCACCGGCACCGUCUACAAGAUCUGCGGCUGGAUGCAGCUGGCUGCAGGCACGUGUCUGAUCCUGGGCUGCAUGAUCUACCCGGACGGCUGGGACAGCGACGAGGUGAAGCGCAUGUGCGGCGAGCAGACGGGCAAAUACACGCUGGGCGCCUGCUCUCUGCGCUGGGCAUACAUCCUGGCCAUCAUGGGCAUCAUGGACGCCCUCGUCCUUUCCUUCCUCGCCUUCGUGCUGGGCAACCGCCAGGACAGCCUCAUGGCCGACGAGCUCCUGGCGGACAAGUGCGCUAACAACGCCAUAUAACAUGCGAGCCAACCUUCCCAUACGUACACGAGGCUGAGAUGAUGGAAAAGGUCUGAAUCCUUGAAGUGGACGAGGAACUCGGAACAUUCCAUCUGUAAAACAUCAUUUAGCUCGGACGCACUGCUCUUUGGGCAUUUUUUGUUGGUUUUGUUUUUUUCACGUGCUGCUGGCGGAUGAGAUGUCGUCCAUGCAGAUGUGAAGACACCACCUAACCGGAAUAAGACUUUUCAUGGAGCAAAUUCAUGCUGUAAUUUGCCAUUUUGCUGUACUUAAAUGUUUGAUGUGGUUAAGUAGCGGACGUGACAAUUUUUAAUUUAAAAAAAGAUAUAGUCGAUGUGUGGCUAUAACAUGCGUGUGGUAUUCUGGUAUACUAAAACCCUUCAAAGUAUUAUGGGAAGAAAAACAAAAAGAAACAUUUGCUAACACGAUCCAUCUACCUCUCCAGUUCAGUCUUGAUGCGUUUGUUUUGUGUGACUCGUAAAAUCCAUGUACAGGUACUGCAAAAAUAAGUGGACAUGACCAUAUAUGGCGGGGAAAAUCUAUGUCGAAUUUAACGGUGGUGGGUGGGACUGUACGUUGAACACCUCCCUCUGGUGGCCAUAAUUAAAGGUGCAGGCUCAUAGGCUCAUAAAACUUGGAAUAACGCUUGUUUUUUUUACAGUUUUUAACUAGUAUUUGCAUGGAUUUACACAAUACAAAAAUUUAAAUGAGUGAACUGAAGAGGCAAUAAUGGCCACGGCAUACUAGAGUGUAUUUAUUCAUUUCUGGAGUGUAUUUAUCAAGGCUGAAUUGUUACCUUGAGAUUACUUCCUGUCCAGAAGCCAACGUGACGUUCAUCACUUUCCCCAAAAAAUAAAUCAUAAUAAUUUUCGAAUAAACGUGUGCAGCGGUGUGCGUUUCCUUCAAUUUACCUUCCCGCACUUCAAGAAAGCGAACGCAAACAAAAGUGUUUAUGAAACUGUCAUAACAGUGAUUUAUUAUAAUGAACCAUGAAAAGAGCCAACCAGUGCAGUGUCUGUGAGCUCCUCCCCUUGGCACAAACACACUCACACACAAAUAAUAAUAAUAAUAAUAAUAAUAAUAAUAAUAAAAAACAGGACAAAGUUGAAAAGUCCAGAGAGGGUCAAAAUAAAAAAUAAAAAAUAAAUGCUACACACGGAAACAUUCAGCUUUGCCAAGAAGAGCGCUCGUAUGUACAACCAUGUUUGAAAAAUGGUGGGGGGGGAGGGGCAGCGAUUUGUACAGGCGUAGAAAAAAAAAAAAAGAAAGCCGAUAUUUACAAACGUGUUCCUGGUGAAAGCCGGCAUCUAUUAUACAUUUAAUUACACUUUCUACAAGUAACGCUCCAUUUAAAAAAAAAUAAACCUACGGGAGAGGUGCUCGGCCCACCUCGGAAGACCACCAUACACACGAACAGAACCGCAGCCCGCCGAGGUGGUGAGGCCACCGUCUCCCGCAAAUUGUUUUCUGCGGCGCUCAACAGAUUUCUGAUGUUAGACGGAGGAAUUAAAAAAAAUAUGUCUU
Phycodurus eques (leafy seadragon) is the source of this 2646-nucleotide messenger RNA. It is a transcript of the gene lhfpl3, whose product is annotated as LHFPL tetraspan subfamily member 3. Gene Ontology annotation, cellular component: plasma membrane. Gene Ontology annotation, biological process: sensory perception of sound. The record is from RefSeq and is a predicted model, not a curated record. The transcript is spliced from 4 exons. NCBI's taxonomy places the organism in Eukaryota, Metazoa, Chordata, Actinopteri, Syngnathiformes, Syngnathidae. Bases 427 to 1122 code for a protein of 231 amino acids.